Messenger RNA from Trichechus manatus latirostris (Florida manatee), 1822 nucleotides. RefSeq names its product fibronectin type III and SPRY domain containing 1 (gene FSD1). Gene Ontology annotation, biological process: regulation of mitotic spindle organization; regulation of cell division. Bases 171 to 1661 code for a protein of 496 amino acids. NCBI's taxonomy places the organism in Eukaryota, Metazoa, Chordata, Mammalia, Sirenia, Trichechidae. The transcript is spliced from 13 exons. Gene Ontology annotation, cellular component: microtubule. The record is from RefSeq and is a predicted model, not a curated record. Gene Ontology annotation, molecular function: microtubule binding.
CUGCGCACUGCGCGCAGUGAUGGAGCGCUGACUGGGGGCGCGGCGGCGGCGGCGGCGAGGGCUCGGCGGGCCAUUGGCUCCCAGCAGCGGCAAAGGCAGCUCCGAGACCAGAAGAGCGAGCGGGGCCCGCAGGCCGGGCCGGGCUGGGCGAGGGCGUCCGGGGUGCAGCCAUGGAAGACCAGAGGGAGGCCUUGCGGAAGAUCAUCACCACGCUGGCUGUGAAGAAUGAAGAGAUCCAGAGUUUUAUUUACUCCCUCAAGCAGAUGCUGCUGAACGUGGAGGCCAACUCCGCCAAAGUGCAGGAGGACCUGGAGGUGGAAUUCCAGUCCCUCUUCUCCCUCCUGGAGGAACUGAAGGAGAGUAUGCUCAUGAAGAUCAAGCAGGACCGCGCCAGCCGCACCUACGAGCUGCAGAACCAGCUGGCCGCCUGCACGCGGGCCCUGGAGAGCUCCGAGGAGCUCCUGGAGACAGCCAACCAGACCCUGCAGGCCACACACUGCGAAGACUUCUCCCAGGCUGCUAAGCAAAUCAAAGACGGUGUGACAAUGGCCCCGGCCUUCCGGCUGUCGUUGAAAGCUAAGGUCAGCGACAACAUGAGCCACCUCAUGGUGGACUUUGCACAGGAGCGGCGGAUGCUACAGGCGAUCAAGUUCCUGCCUGUGCCCAGCACCCCAGUGAUCGACCUAGCUGAGUCCCUGGUGGCGGACAAUUGCGUGACCCUGGUGUGGCGCAUGCCGGACGAGGACAGCAAGAUAGACCACUACGUGCUGGAGUACCGGCGGACCAACUUCGAGGGCCCGCCCCGCCUCAAGGAGGACCAGCCCUGGAUGGUCAUCGAGGGCAUCCGGCAGAUGGAGUACAUCCUGACGGGUCUCAAGUUUGACAUGAAAUACAUGAACUUCCGUGUGAAGGCCUGCAACAAGGCGGUUGCAGGCGAGUUCUCCGAGCCAGUGACCCUGGAGACACCAGCGUUCAUGUUCCGCCUGGAUGCGUCCACAUCCCACCAGAACCUACGGGUGGAUGAACUCUCCGUGGAGUGGGACGCCAUGGGCGGGAAGGUGCAGGAUAUCAAGGCUCGAGAGAAAGACGGCAAGGGGCGGACGGCGUCUCCCGUCAACUCCCCGGCCAGAGGUACUCCAUCACCCAAGAGGAUGCCCUCAGGUCGUGGGGGACGGGACCGCUUCACAGCUGAGUCCUAUACGGUGCUGGGGGACACACUGAUCGAUGGUGGGGAGCACUACUGGGAGGUGCGCUACGAGCCAGACAGCAAGGCCUUCGGAGUGGGGGUAGCCUACCGCAGCCUGGGCCGCUUCGAGCAGCUGGGCAAGACGGCAGCGUCUUGGUGCCUGCACGCCAACAACUGGCUGCAGGUCAGCUUCACGGCCAAGCACGCCAACAAGGUCAAGGCGCUGGACGCCCCCGUGCCCGACUGCCUGGGCGUGCACUGCGACUUUCACCAAGGACUCCUGUCCUUCUACAACGCCCGUACCAAACAGCUGCUGCACACCUUCAAGGCCAAGUUCACUCAGCCCCUGCUGCCUGCAUUCACAGUGUGGUGUGGCAGCUUCCAGGUGAUGACAGGCCUGCAGGUGCCCAGCUCGGUGCGCUGCCUGCAGAAGCGGGGCAGUGCCACCAGCAGCUCCAACACCAGCCUCACCUAGGCCCCGGCCCCAGCCCUGCCGGGUUGUCCUUGGGGUCCCGGCUCGUCCAGCCGGCACCUCCUCUCACUUGCUGCUUGGAGCCUUAACUCCUGAUUUGGGGGCACCACCAGGGAACAGGCACCCUACCUUGCCUCCUAAUAAAGGUCAAACACUGGCCAAGC